Pseudomassariella vexata is the source of this 2412-nucleotide messenger RNA. RefSeq lists its product as uncharacterized. Lineage: Eukaryota; Fungi; Ascomycota; Sordariomycetes; Amphisphaeriales; Pseudomassariaceae. The coding region runs from base 1 to 2412 and encodes 803 amino acids. The record is from RefSeq and is a predicted model, not a curated record. The transcript has 2 exons.
AUGGACAAGGUAUCGUCGUUCUUUCUGCGUAAACCAGACUCCUUCUCUGGCCUCAUGUCGCGAAAAAGCGAAGUAUACCUGCCAAUCACCUCAAAACCGCAGCCCAAAUUCCGUGUAAGAGCAUUACUAGGCCACUGCCUCUACCGGAGAGUGGUGUUAUGGACUUUGAUCGUCAUCGUAUUACUCUCAGUCACACUGUUCAAUCCGCGAAUAACACAACGACACAAUGUCUUGGAUCUGGUCCACGUCGGCGUGGGAGAGGUCGCAGAGAGCAAGGCAGAACAGACGGGGGACCUGUCCCUCACUAAACAAGAUGGGAAGAAUGACGCAGAUGAACGGCCUAUGAAGUUGGAUGAAGAACACAAUGAUGAUGAGCAGAGUGAGAACAAAAGCGAGAGUACGAGCGAGGAUAAAGAGCGGGAGAAGAAAAAGAAGGAGAAGGGAAAGGAUAAGCAAAAAGAAAAGGAGCAAGCGAAAGAGAAGGAAAAGGAAAAGCUGAAUGGUCCUCACUGGCUCCGAUACAAACAUCUCGAUGGGUACUACAACGGCUUGAGGUCGCUGGUUUCCUUCUCCGACUACAUCCCUGAAUAUCCUGUCGCACUGGACGCCAGCCAGCCCACCGUAGUCGUGCCGACAGUACACCGCACUGCUCUUCCUACGCCCACAGUAUAUCGGUCACAUCCAGACUACGAUUCGUCCGAAUACAGGAGCGAAUACCAGAAAGUGAAGCCCUGCUACCUCGAUGCGAAAAGGAAAGUCCCAGUCCCCGAGCUCUACGCUUACAGCGGUGUCCCACAAGGUCAAGCCAAGCCCGCACUUGGGUCGUAUGAUCUUUUGGGCCUCCGGGAAGACGUUUGUUUCGAUCGAUUCGGUCGGUACGGUCCUUAUGGUCUUGGCUACCCUGUCUCUGAAGGUGGAACGGGCGAGGCGACCGAUACGGAGCACGAGGCUAGCGAAUACGUUUGGCAGAAAACGGGUAAGAUCAACUGGGACGACAUGGACUGGGCGGCGGCACAGGAUCGCUGCACCCAAGACAACGAAGCCCGUUUCUUUACUGGCAACAAAACCCGUGACAGUGAGAUCGCCAAAGUUCGACCUCGAAAAAUCCAUCGACAGGCCGUGGUGGUGCGAACGUACGUGGGCUUCAAGUGGACGGCACAUGCGCUGCUCAAUUUCCGUGCCAUGAUUUCCGAACUCAAUCUGCAGUCCAGUGGCGAGUAUGACGUACAUUUCUUGCUCCAUGUCCGCGACAAUAAUGCCCCGAUUUGGGCGGAUCCGGCGACGGCUCAACGUAUACUCGAUGCCAAUGUACCUCCCGAGUUUCAUGGCAUCUGUACCCUGUGGUCCGAGGCUCAGAUGAAAUUAUAUUACCCAGGCGAUUUUGGUUACACGUUUGAGAAUCCAAGCAACGGCGAUAUCCACGGGGUGUAUCGCAGUGCCCAUAUGCCGUUGCAGCAUUUUGCCAACAUUCAUCCCGAGUAUGAGCACUUCUGGAACUGGGAGAUGGAUAUGCGCUGGUCCGGGUCCUACUACGAGCUCUUCGACCGCCUAGGCAAAUGGGGUCAGCAGCAGAGCCGCCAAGGUAUGUGGGAACGUGCCAGCAAGUACUACAUCCCCGAGCUGCAUGGCGACUGGGAUAAUUUUACCAAGAUUGUGGACAAGGAGACUCGGACGUCUGGCCGGAGAUCGAUCAUGGGCCCCGUCAUUUUUGCCGGCAAGACGAGCCUUCAGCAUGGUGAGGAGGGCUUCCUUCCCAGAACUUGUGCUACUGGCUCCGACAUGAAACUCUGUGGUGUUGGUGAGGACGCAGAUCUCAUCACGCUGAACCCCCUAUUCGACGCCGACCAGUCCGGCUGGGUAUUCGCAAGCGAUGUCACCGGCUAUGACAAGCAAUACCAACAGCCUCCUCGACGGUGUGCCAUAGUGACUGCGUCAAGGCUUUCUCGCCGGUUGCUGUCUGUCAUGCACGAGGAAACAUGGCGCCUGCACCACAGCAUGUUCAGCGAGAUGUUUCCGCCCUCAAUGGCAUUCCAUCAUGGCCUCAAGGCUGUAUAUGCGCCCCACCCCGUAUACCUGGACCGUGCAUGGCCAGUUGACGAGAUCGAAAAGGCGUUCAAUGGCGGACGAGACCACACGUCUGGCGGCCACGGCAGCCCCUUUGACUUGAUGAAUGAACACAACCACAAGGGAACCUCGUGGUACUACAACAGCGAGUUUGCCGGUCUCCUGUGGCGACGGUGGUUGGGUUAUGCCCAGAUGGAUGGCCGUGGAGAUAAUGGAGGCCGAGCAGGUGAGGGCACGAUGCGUGGGGGAAGAGACGAGGAGAUGGACAAGAAGAACUCCGGUCGCUUGUGUCUGCGCAGCAUGUUGGUACACCCGAUCAAAUGGGAGAACCCAUCUGAGCGAGACUAA